Messenger RNA from Panicum virgatum (switchgrass), 929 nucleotides. RefSeq names its product glycine cleavage system H protein 2, mitochondrial-like. Gene Ontology annotation, biological process: glycine decarboxylation via glycine cleavage system; protein lipoylation. The transcript is spliced from 4 exons. Lineage: Eukaryota; Viridiplantae; Streptophyta; Magnoliopsida; Poales; Poaceae. Bases 192 to 668 code for a protein of 158 amino acids. Gene Ontology annotation, cellular component: glycine cleavage complex; cytoplasm; mitochondrion. The record is from RefSeq and is a predicted model, not a curated record.
UGCAGUUUGCAAGAGCACCACCAACUUUCCAAUUUUUUCCAUUAUAUUUUUCCAAUCUGCAGAAAAGGCGAGCCGAGGCCAAGGCCCCCAGCCCACCACCACACCGAAAGAACCAGGCCAGGCGGCGGCAGAGCGGAAGCGGCGCCGAGCAGCGAGCAACCAGCCCCUCUCCUCCGCCGCCUCCACGGAUCAUGGCCAUGGCCGCCUCCUCCCGGCUGCUGUGGGCGUCUCGUGCCGCCGCCUACCUCAGGAUCUCCACCUUCCCCAGGGCCUUCUCCACCGUGCUGAAGGAUCUGAAGUAUGCUGAUACUCAUGAGUGGGUGAAGGUUGAGGGUGAUUCAGCAACUGUUGGGAUUACUGACCAUGCCCAGGAUCAUUUGGGCGAUGUUGUGUAUGUGGAGCUGCCAGAAGUUGGCAUCAGUGUAUCCCAGGGAAAGAACUUUGGCGCUGUUGAAAGUGUGAAGGCAACCAGUGAUAUCAACUCACCAGUAUCUGGAGAGGUCGUUGAAGUGAAUGAGAAACUAGGCGAGGAACCUGGAUUGGUGAAUGCAAGUCCAUAUGACAAGGGAUGGAUUAUCAAGGUUAAGCUCAGUGAUUCAGGUGAGCUCAAUUCACUGAUGGAUGAUGAGAAGUACUCGAAAUUCUGUGAGGAAGAAGACAAACAUUGAAGAAAUAAGUGUCUUCUGAACAUCAAGGAACUGCGUUUUAAGCUUUAUCAGUGCUUUUGGUCUCUGAGACCGUUGCAAUUUGGCAAGGUUCAUAGCAUGCAAUAAAUUAGUUUAGGUUUGCCUCUUCAAGGGUCUGGGAAAUCCGAGUUGUAAAGGACAUGAGUAUCGUUUCCUCUUUCUAGCUGUAACGCUCGUCAGUUUUCAUUUGACUGUCUUUGCUUCAUUCCUUGGUAUACAGAGUUACAGAUUGUUUGGUCCUUU